Closterium sp. Naga37s-1 is the source of this 693-nucleotide messenger RNA. The record is from the annotation of a GenBank genome assembly. Lineage: Eukaryota; Viridiplantae; Streptophyta; Zygnematophyceae; Desmidiales; Closteriaceae.
AUGCCGAGCAGCCCGCGUGACCGCGCGACUAUCAGCGGUGGAGCCCGGGCGACGAGCAGCGCGAGGUGCUGGCGACGCGCAGCACACGCUCCUUUCCCCCCCUGCUUCCCCUCCUUUCCCCCCCUGCUUCCCCUCCUUUCCGCCCCUGCUUCCCCUCCUUUCCCCCCCUGCUUCCCCUCCUUUCCGCCCCUCCUUCCCCUCCUUUCUGCCCCUGCUUCCCCUCCUUUCCGCCCUCUCCUUCCCCUAAUUUCUCCUUCUCAUUUCCUUCAUUGUCCCCCGCUGCUUGCCCUGUUCCUCUCCACCCCCUUACGCCCCUCCCUUCCCUCUCCUCCCUCUUCCAAUCUCCUCCAUUCCCUCUCCUCCCUCGUCCAAUCUACUCCCUUCCCUUUCCUCCCUCCACCAUUCUCCUCAUCUCUCUUUCCCCCCUCAUCCAAUCUCCUCCCUUCCCUCUCCCAUCUUCCCUCCCCCUAUUUCCUCCCUGCUAGUCCCUUGUUCCCUCCCUCAUCCAAUCUCCUCCCUUGCUCCCUUCCUGUCUUCCGCACCUCCUCCCUUCCUCUGUGUCCUGCAUUUCCUCCCUUGCUUCCCCUCAUUUCCGCCCCUGAUUCCCCUCAUUUUCGCCCCUGCGUCCCCUCAUUUCCCCCCUGCUGUUCAUUAUGGUCCCCCCUGGCUUACCCUUCCUUUCCCCCGUGCUAG